Molecule: messenger RNA, 1155 nt
Organism: Nomia melanderi (Alkali bee)
Lineage: Eukaryota; Metazoa; Arthropoda; Insecta; Hymenoptera; Halictidae
Gene: FRG1
Product: FSHD region gene 1
Cellular component (GO): nucleolus; catalytic step 2 spliceosome; striated muscle dense body
Molecular function (GO): actin filament binding
Source: RefSeq, a predicted model, not a curated record
AAGUAAGCAUUAAUAGUCUCGCUAGCGCCACUUGUCCAUGAUGGUACCAACAAGUAUUAUGUUAUAUUCGGCAAUAUAUUAAACCUAUUAUUGUUUUUAUUACAAACUAAUUCAUAAAUACCUUUUAAUUCAGAAUUAGAAUUACAUGCGCAAAUACGUAUUUAUUGUGAUAUCAGUAUUUGUUAAUAAUAAGUAAUUAAAUGGUACUGUUAUUAUUUACAUACUGGAAUUCCAUUCAUGUUACACAAUAAUUUAAAACAGUAAUUACAGUACUGUUGUUAAAAAUAAAGACAUUUAAAUUAGUAAGAAAAUAAAUAAAUUAACAAAGUUAAUAUUCGUGUGUGACAAUGUCAGAAUACGAUAAAGUGAAAACGGGAAAAUUGGUGUUGAAAGGUGAAAAAAUAAGAUCGAAAAAGCGUAAAUCUAAAAAACAAGAGAGAGAACAUGUUAUUACUACUGAUAACAAAGACACUGUAAUUCAUGGUGGAUGGUGGAGAGCUACACAAGUGUCAGAAGUGACAGGAACAGUAGCAAUUGAAUUUGGAAGUAACACCUAUAUGAAAGCUUUAGAUAAUGGGUUAUUUACUUUAGGUGCUCCUCAUAACGAAGGCGAAGGACCUUCUCCAGAAGAAAUUCUGACAGCAUUUCCAGUAAGCGAAACAAAAGUCGCACUGAAGUCUGGUUAUGGAAAAUAUCUGGGUGUUGAUAAGAAUGGGAUUGUUAUUGGAAGAAGCGAUGCAGUGGGCAUGAUUGAACAAUGGGAACCAAUUUUUCAAGAUAAUAAACUUGCUAUAUUAAAUAGCAAUAAUUGUUUCAUAUCGCUUACAGAAGAAGAUGACAUUGUUUGUCAAAACAAAAUUGCUGGACCUUCAGAGUUUUGUACUAUAAGAAGUAUAAUUCAGAAAACUCAAGAUCCAAAUAAAGAUAUUCCAAAGGAAGAACAAGGUUCUUUACAGGAUGUUGAAGUAAAUUAUGUGAGGAAGUUCCAGAAAUUUCAGGAUAAAAAGCUAAGAAUAAGCAAAGCAGAUCAUACAGAAUUAGAAAAAGCUAAGCGUGAUGGAAAUUUACAUGAAACUCUUUUGGAUAGAAGAAGUAAAAUGAAAGCGGAUCGAUACUGUAAAUAAUUUAGGAAUACUAAUGUUGUAUGCGUUUUAA